This is a messenger RNA of Letharia lupina, 6093 nucleotides long. RefSeq lists its product as uncharacterized. Gene Ontology annotation, molecular function: ATP hydrolysis activity; protein binding. The coding region runs from base 1 to 6093 and encodes 2030 amino acids. NCBI's taxonomy places the organism in Eukaryota, Fungi, Ascomycota, Lecanoromycetes, Lecanorales, Parmeliaceae. The transcript has 8 exons. The record is from RefSeq and is a predicted model, not a curated record.
AUGGCUGAUGACACUCCCGCCGUCAAUGGCAGCCAGAGCCACGACAAUCUCAACGUUGACAAGCCAGCCGUGAUUGCCAAGGAGCCAAAGGUCUCCAAGCCUAUGGUCUAUGAGUCCAGCCCAAGCAAGGAACCGGAUGGCUUGAGCAACGGCACUACAAACCAUGCAAGCCAAAGUAUGACCCAACGCUCUCAAAACCAUACGCGUACCUCCAAAGGCUGGGGCGAUUCCAGUGUCAUGUUCUCAAAAGACCAGCAGGUCACAAUCCUUCAAGAGACGGUCAUCAAAACCCGACGAAAGUUUGUCGCAGAUUUCGAUCAGGCUGAUGAUACCGACAUUCAUAGCUUGACCAUUGAAGGCUUCCUCCAAUUCAUCGAGCGCCAGAGGCUCACACACAUGCCGCAUCGAGGCUCGAGAUGGGACAAAGUCCUCAAGUGGGCGGAAUUCUUCGCUCUCCAGAUAUCGGAAUAUUCCAAGGCUGUUAAAGGCUUCGUCCGUGACAGUGGUCAAGCGGCGCACAUCUAUUACUACGCUCAGGUGAACGCCGUCUCUGCCGGAAAAGUUAGUCUUGAUUUCAACAGCACAUUUGGUGGUCACAUCGAGGCUUUUCACAAACGCAUAGGUCGAAUUACGGACGCUAUGUGGCAAUUUGAGCUCGGCGAUGAUGCGUCUGUGGAUUUCGAGAUUAUUCUUCCCUGGCUCCGUCCUCGCGACCGUAACCUGGAGACCUUGACCAAGAGUCGUCUUCACGCUCCAGGCCAUCGAGACGAGUACACCUGCGAAUGGUUCCAAAGACAUCUCCUCGACUUCUCACGAAGUAAGGAUGAUGCGUUGUCGAUUGUCGGACCUGCAGGCUGCGGCAAGAGUGUCUUGUCUCGUUGGAUCAUUGAGAGGCUGCAGAGGCCGCUCGGCAAGAGAACCUAUGACAUUUUAUUUUUCACAGUUGAAGCAGACGUUCCUAGCGAGACUUCAUCGGUUGCGAUAGCCAAGCAUUUGUUACUACAACUCCUUGAAAAAAACAUAGGCGAUGAGCUUCUGUUCCAAGAUUUGGCUCAGGCGUACGACAUGUCAUUUUCGAAAGAUACCAGCAAUCUCGAGGACUCUUUGUGGAAAUCUUUGGAGAAGGCGAUGGGUCGAUUCGCCACCCAACACUCUCUCUUUGUCAUCAUUGAUGGCCUUGACGAAGUGAAGGGUGGCGAGCAAAGCAGAAAGCAAAUCACCCAUCAGUUGGGGGCGCUCGCCGCGAAGCAUACCAACGUUCAGAUCAUUAUUCUAUCCCGAGACCCUGCCCCAAUGCCAACUGAGGGCAAGGUUCAGACAUUCAAGAUUACCCAUGAUCAUACGCGCGAAGAUCUUAGGCAUGUGGCUGGGCAUGCACUCCAUGGCUACGUGCAUUACCAAGGACAAAGCGAACAUGCUCGCGAAGCGGUUGUUGAACAGCUAAGUCAUGCCGCAAAAGGCAGCUUUCUUGGCCUUCUCUUGACUGUCAAGUUCCUGAGGCAGGAGAAAUCCCACGAAGGGUUUAUGAAAGCAGUCAAAGCUGCCAGGGAUACACCAAACUCUCUUGACGAGCUGAUCAAAAAGCUAAAGCAUUCCGUAGACCAGAAGACGGACAUCAGGGAGGACAUCAAGGCCUCGUUGGGAGCUCUAGUCAUCAUCGACAACGGAUUUGUCCGGGUUCGACAUCCUGCAAUUAGAGCUCAGGUGUUCAAUCUCCAGAGAGAAGGCAAGAAAGUUCUGAGCUAUCAAUCUGCGCAGACCGAUCUUGCCAUGAGACUCCUAGCUUAUUGCCGGUUCAACCUUACAAACUCUCGAGAUCCAGCCUUGGAAGUGGUGGCUGAGACAGAGGUCAACCAGCUUUUUGAGAGUCAUCGACUGUUGGAAUACGCAGUGCGAUACUGGACUCUGCACUUCCAUGCUUCUUCGAUGUACACAAGCGCCGAUAAAUUCCAGCUCUCGGCUGAUCUCAAGGCCAUCUUUCCCAGCUCAACACAGCUUGUAAUGCUCGAGUGGGCCUGCUGGGAUCCCUUGGUCGAUUCUAUCAAGACACAUGAGCUUGCCCGUCGCAUACGUACAGAUGUAUUUACUGAAAAGCAUGAGUCGGUACUCCAAAGCUUGAUCAUCUGUGGAGGCCUGUACCAGAAAUGGUCGAAGACGACAGAGGCUAGCAUGUGCUUCUACCGUGCGUCGCACAUUGGCCAAGAAAUACUGCGCGAAAACCAUACAAUUACCAUUGGAUGCACCACGACAUUCCUGACGAUCACCGAGACUAUCAAAACAACAACACGCACGGAGCUGGCAACAUGCAAGGAGGGGAUGCUGAAGUAUAUCAUCAACGCCUACAAGCAUCAACAUGGAAAGACGCACGACCUGGUAAUUUGCUAUUACAAGAUGCUCGCGCAGCUGUACAUUGAAAUUCGCGAAGAGCACCAUGCUGAAAAUACUUGGCGCGAGCUUCGCGAGAUCAUGAUUACACGGUAUGGUAAGGGCUCAGAGGAAGAAAUAGGCAUAUCUGAACAGCUUACUAUUAUACUCAAAAAAGGCGACAAGAAGAUAGACGUUGUCGAGUAUGAGAAAGGUAUUUUCGAUGUCGCCAUGGAUUUGGAAGUUUGGGACAUUCGCCGCAUCCAAAUGACCAUAGAGUUGGCAGUAUCCUAUGAAGCGCGCGGUGAAUACUUCCUUGCCGAAGAACUCUACAUAACACUCUGGAGACGCCUUACUGAGCAGUGUCAUCAUCCUCACCAUCAUCAUGGGGUGGAAAUCCACAUUCACACCAUCGAUGUAGUCUUAGAGUACGUGCGGUUUCUAAGACGCCGUCAUCGGCAUGAAGAAGCCUCCAACGUACUCAUUUGCGUUUGGACCGAGUACGAAGAGUACGAUUUCGAAUCUGAGACGAUUUUCCUGCGACUCAAAGUCGUUGGAGAACUCAUGCGUGCUAUCAACCUUCUGUCCGUAGCCAUUUCCGUGUUCAAAAAAUGCUCGGCAUGGUUCGAGUCUCAUGGCAAGCAUGAGCACACCGAAUCCUGCGAAGUCUUGAUUUCCGAGACUAUGACAGAGAUCAUCUCGACGACAUCUACGACGACCGCCUCCAUUACUAGCACAACGCCGACAACUACAGAGACGGUCAUCAAAGAGCUUUUCGAAUCGACCAUGUCCCGCAGUACGGUGACAUCCGAGACCUUUGCAAUCUGCAAGAGCCUCGUCUCCUACUACAUGAGGAUGGAACAAUGGUCCCAGUGCAUCGAAGUGACGAAACGAUCGCUACUGCUUGUCUGGAAGACGAUCAUAUCCGGGCGAGGGACCAUUGCUUUACCUAAAGAUUUCGGGUCCGAGGCCAUCGACAUUGCAACAAGCCUUGCCGUUUGCUAUGACCGCUCGCAUCGUUUUCAUGAAGCCGAGGAGAUCUAUAUUCGCAUUUAUCGCGCGUGCCGCAACUCCUGCCACAUUCACGAUGAGCGCUUGACCAGAUCCUACACUGUGCUUAUCAAGUUCUACGAAGGACACCGUCACUGGCACAAUAUGAUCGAAAUUUAUCAUGAACUUCUUGUCGAGUACCGCAAGCUCCUAGGCACUUCCCAUACCCUGACUAUCAAGAUUCUCUACAUUCUGGGCUCCCUAUGCGCUGACCAUGGACAUGACCACGCUCACGAGUACUACGAAGAGAUCAUCACAACGCUGAACCAUGGAUCGGCGGUCUGCCACCACGAUGCUUUGGAUGCCAUGUUCUUCAUGUUCAAAUACCAUAACGAGGGUGGUCAUUGGCACAAGCUACAGGCGAUCUGCAAGACUCUCUGGCUGACUUGGAAAGACCUACAUCAAGGAUACAAAAAGUUCAGUGUCGAAUUCGUCGAGGUCCUUUAUCUGCAUUAUCGCUACGUCCUGGAGCAUCAUAGUCACUGCGAAUUUUCCGUUCUCCGGGAUUUGACCGUUGAAUAUCGUAAUGCUUGCAUCAAGAUCUUUGGCGCUUCCGCUACGGUCACUCUCAAGGCCUCCAUAGAACUCGCUCAGAUCUACAUGAAGAGUGAGAAGCAUGUGUUGACCACGACGAAAACAACCACGACCCAGAUAUCUGAAACGACCAUCACGACUGUUAAGGUUUUGUUGACAAGGGCGUACGUGAAGGUUUGCAACCACAGUUCUGUAUCAAAACCCACCGUUGAACGGGCCAUCAAAGUGGUUCUCGAACGCUUUAAUUCCCUGAAAGCAACCUUUGGCUGCUCUCAUAUUGAGACGUUGACUGUCCUACGGGAGCUCGUCCUCCUGUAUAUGAAGCUGGAAAGCCAUUCCAUGGUGGUACGCAUGCUGCUCGAUACAACAAUCGAGAUCAUCAAAAAGGAAAAGCACUCCAAGACGCUCCACGAGGCCGCAAAAACCAUGGGCUCCAUUUAUAUCGCCUGUGGAAUGGCUGAGCAAGGCCACGAGAUGAUUCACGAAAUGCGACUACAGCUGAUUACCGGAAGCGCCAGCUCGGACAAGUCGAGCUUCAAAAUCGACAAAUCCACUGGUAAAGGCUGUUACGUCUUCCUGGUUACGUUUGAACAGAUAGUUCUAGGACAGAUGACCAUCAGCUACUCCGAAAUCAUGGCCGAUCUCCUCACAGAGACGAUUCUUUACGAAUCAUUUACCCGCUGCAUCAACAACAAGUCCCAUACUGAAGUCAUCCUCGCAAGGGCUGGUAGCCUUCGCGCGUUCUUAGUCUCUCGCAAGCGCAAGGUACAAAUUGAGGUUCUGGAACAUCAAGCUCACGAGAUCUUCAUCAAGAAGUGGGGAUCAACCAUCAAGGUGCGGAGCGAAGUUAGCCUUAUCUUCUGCAACAGUCUACUCGAAGAACUUGGUCGUCACGAUACUCACAACGUAGAAAUUGGGCCUUCUGCGUGCAUAUCCAGCGUUGCCAAGGUCCAGUACUUGCUUAGCGAAGACCGGAUUCAGCAAGCGUACGAAGUGGCGUUCUGCGCGCUCAACUUCAUUAAUCAGCAACGCGCAUAUCAUCAACUGCAGAACGUUGGCUACGGCUUCAAAUUGUCUGCACUCAUGGCUGGCCGUGGUCUCGAAAAGCCAAUGAAGGCGGGGGUCGACCCCAAAGUUCGCAAUGACAUGAUGGAGCUUUCGCGCAAGAUCAUCCACGAAAUUCUACAAGCAUGCAAGGAUUCCAAGAUCGACUUUGUGCGCUUGCAGCUGCGUGAGCUGAACGACCUUGCUGGUCUGCUUGGCGAACAGCAAAACCACGUAGAUCUUGAAGUAAGCCCCCCUGACUCUGGCCCCUAUCCAUAUUACCAAGCUGACCACAACGAUCGACAGUGGCUCCUCAAGCUCCUCUGGUCCUCCCGCGAAGUCCAAAAGAAAUGGUCCUCUACCACCAUCGUCUCUAUCGGUCGCCGCUACGUGCAAGCAACGUAUGCCAACAAAGAUCACCGUUCCCACGCUAUCCGACUCUGCGAAGACAUCUGCUACAACCUCCGCCGCGUAUGGGGCUAUCUCGACCCAAAGACGCUCGAGAUGUCCGAGCUGCUGUCGCAACUGUACACGAGCAUGGGCCAUUACCGCGAGGCGAUGGGUGUGCACGAAAACAUUCUGAGACUGGUCGUAGAGGGCGACGAUGGCGAUGACAAGACUGUCGACACAAUGGACUCGAAGAGGGUCAAGAUGCAUGUGGAAUGGUUGAAGCAGUGCUACCUGCGCCUGCAAGGCUGGGACAAGUCUGCCGCUACCUACAGAGACCUCGUCAGCGCAGUCCUCCGCAUGGAAGAGUACAGGCACAAGCCAGAGUGGCAAGGCGUACACGGCACCGACCACUGGGACAAGAAAGAACCGGCCUCGGACCGCAUCGGCAAAUUCGUCGCGCCGAAGGAGUGGGAGUUCGAGGACCCCGAGACCGCCAGCGGGCAAGACAGCGCCGAGGAAAACACCACGUACAAGCGAUCAGGUAUGGGUACGAAGAGGGCGACGAGCAAUUGGGGAUUGAACCACUUCCGCCACGUGUUGAAUGGGGACCAUGAGGUACACCACCGUGAUGGUAAUCGGACCAAGGCACCGGAAGCGGCAAAGCCGUUGAUCCUUGACGGUGACGACGAUGGGUACGAGAGCGCCCGCUGA